AUGUCAGCCGUGCUACGCUUGGGAACCGCCGGGGCAAGGGCACACGAGGUCGUAUUUUUCUCACAAAACUGUUCAAACCUGGAGUGUCCGGACUUUGAACGUGGCAAGCUUGCCUGCUACGGACUGAACGGCAACUCGCUGAUGGAGCAAUCUACCUUUGGGGAGGUAAAUCAACUGGGCGGCGUUUUCGUUAACGGCCGACCUCUUCCGAAUGCGAUACGCCUGCGCAUUAUCGAGCUGGCACAGAUGGGCGUCCGUCCAUGCGACAUCUCCAGACAGUUGCGGGUUUCACAUGGGUGUGUCAGCAAAAUACUGGCCCGCUACAAUGAGACAGGAUCUAUCCUUCCGGGCGCCAUUGGUGGCAGCAAACCGAGAGUGACGACGCCAAACGUGGUGAAACAUAUCAAAAUAUACAAAGAAAGAGACCCAGGUAUAUUCGCCUGGGAAAUUAGGGACAAGCUGCUGGCAGACGGAGUAUGUGACAAAUAUAAUGUGCCUUCAGUCAGCUCAAUAAGUCGAAUACUCAGGAAUAAAAUCGGCAGCAGCUCCUCGCCCACAAGUCAAAGUCCAACUCUGGAUAAGACACUGAUUGCUCCCCCGCCCGGACCUCUAUAUAACUCUCAGUUCCAGGUGUACCCAUACUCCUGUCCGCCGCCGACAAUGUCAUCAUGUCCGCCGUCCGUCUCCAUGCAGUCUAUGCCGUCGAUGCCGACGAACUUCCAUCAGCAGCUUAGCCACCCGCAGAUGAACAUGAACAAUAAGCCCCAGAUGUCCAGCUGCGUAACACCGUGCAUGAUGCGUGCAUGGGCCUCGUCACAUUCCGUCAAUGACAUUUUGGCUUUCCGAGCCCCUGGCCAGCCAAUGACUCAGUCCCCACCGAUGACAAUGCAAUGUGAUGCGAUGAACAACCAUCACCAACUCGGACAAAAUUAUAACACUGUGAACUAUUACGGCAUGAAACAGUCUGUACAGCCAAUGUAUCUUCAAAGUUGAGACUCAUAAGUGCAAUAAGCUUUGUGGUUUGCUAGUUAAACAAAUGCCAUUAUAUAAGAAAGUGUGUGAGUAUUUCUGAUUGUGCGUUAGUUACUGAUACUAACAAACGAAGUAAAGACAAAGUGUAGUAUCGCAACAUUUACAUGCAGGGUGUCAGCCAAAUAGAACAUAGAUGAUGAGAUAAAUGACAAAGGUUAAUUUCAUGGUCACAUCAUGCAUUUGUGUUUAGUGUAUGGUUUUAUCAUAUUUAUUCAAAAUUUACAAUCCCUGUGGAAAAGAGGCCUUUAAUGGUACAAUCAUUGUGCAGUGUUCUUGUCAUCUUUUCUUCGAUAUGCCUAAAUUCCUGAUACUAAUAUAUCGUUUUCGAGCGACGGCUGCCAGUAUAGAAUGUUCAAUUUAAUGGCAUACAGGAACCCUCUUCAUGUUUGACAUUAGUGUGCUUUAUUAAUAAAAUUCGCAUAAAACUUCCGAUCCUGGUACAGCCGCGUUGCAGUUUGAACGCUCGUAAGUGUUUGGUAAACCGUCAGUGUUAUUACACACACUGUUGUAUGCAACACAUGAUCAUGAUAGCCGGAAUUUAUACCCUCUUUUUAGACUUCAAACAAGCUACAGAAACAUUAUAUCAUGAGGGAAUAAUCCAUGAAUUCUGGUUUAGCCAUGAUGCAAAUUCCAAAGGUUGCACCGGCAGUUUACAAAUAACGCAAAUUACGAAAUACCAUUUUUCUUUAAGCAUUUUUAUGUCGUACCCUCUGCCAAACACAAUGUCAGAAAUAUCAUUGACAUUUGCGCCCGUAAUGCAAUUAGUUGAGAUAUUUUUAAUCAGGUACGUCUGUGUGCAUAAUGCUUUUGUAUUUUUGUUUGCACCGUAUCUUUAUAUACUUUAUAUCUACUCUAACAAGAAAGCAAAUAUACAACAGUGAUAGAAAACAACAAAAGAAAAUAUUGUAGCGAAGCAUUGAUUAACCAUUUUAUUGAGUCAAGAUAUUAAGUUUGGGCAAUCUGUUAUGUUUGUUAUAUAUUUGUUUCUCAUAGUACCUAAACUUUUCACUGUAUUUUUCGUUUGCUUGACAACCCAAU
This is a messenger RNA of Dreissena polymorpha, 2070 nucleotides long. RefSeq names its product paired box protein Pax-1-like. The transcript is spliced from 3 exons. Bases 1 to 993 code for a protein of 330 amino acids. The record is from RefSeq and is a predicted model, not a curated record. NCBI's taxonomy places the organism in Eukaryota, Metazoa, Mollusca, Bivalvia, Myida, Dreissenidae. Gene Ontology annotation, biological process: anatomical structure development; regulation of transcription by RNA polymerase II. Gene Ontology annotation, molecular function: RNA polymerase II cis-regulatory region sequence-specific DNA binding; DNA-binding transcription factor activity, RNA polymerase II-specific.